Messenger RNA from Trichomycterus rosablanca, 4623 nucleotides. RefSeq names its product LLGL scribble cell polarity complex component 2 (gene llgl2). Gene Ontology annotation, cellular component: cytoplasm; plasma membrane; cortical actin cytoskeleton. Bases 272 to 3325 code for a protein of 1017 amino acids. NCBI's taxonomy places the organism in Eukaryota, Metazoa, Chordata, Actinopteri, Siluriformes, Trichomycteridae. The record is from RefSeq and is a predicted model, not a curated record. Gene Ontology annotation, molecular function: myosin II binding; GTPase activator activity. The transcript has 26 exons. Gene Ontology annotation, biological process: regulation of protein secretion; cortical actin cytoskeleton organization; regulation of establishment or maintenance of cell polarity.
GGCAUUUGGGCAGCUGCACUUCACUAAAAGCUGGGAAAGGAUUUCUAAUUGUAUUUAAUUUUAGAUAAACUGCAUUGAAAGUGUAGAGAAUUAUAACGUUUACUUUAGUUCUAAUUCGCGGCUUGUUUGGUUGAUGUUUGUAUGAUAAAUGGAAGCCUUGUGAAACUGAACGGACAUCCGUAAACAGUGAACAUCGCCGGGACAGGAAUCAGGUGGCUGAGAGAGGAACGUAGAGAGAGGGCAGUGUGAGGCCCUUGCUCGUCCCGGGAGGAUGAAAAGGUUCCGGCGACAUGGGCAUGACUCUCAAAGGGACAAACUCAAGCAGGAGCUCUACCAUUUCAAUAAGACUGUGGAGCAUGGCUUCCCCCACCAACCAAGUGCGUUGGGUUUCAGUCCCAGUCUUGGGCUACUGGCCAUUGGUACCAGAUCUGGAGCCAUUAAACUCUAUGGAGCUCCGGGUAUUGAGUUUAUGGGACUGCAUGAUGAGAAUGCAGCAGUUACACAGGUGCACUUUCUCCCACAUCAGGUUGAACUGGUAACAUUGCUUGAUGACAACAGUCUGCACAUGUGGACACUGCGAGCCCAUACGGGUGUGUCAGAGCUGCUGGAGAUAGGCCGCUUUACUCUCACUGGCCCUCCUGGUGCCAUUCCUAGUGUGACACGGGUGACAGCUGUUAUGGCCCACUCUUCAGGCGAACUACUUCUGUUGGGCACAGAGGGAGGCCAUGUGUUUGUGGUUGAAGUGCCUGGCUUUAGGGAACUGGAGGAGAACAAUAUCAGCAUGGAGGAUGUUCAAAGCGGAAUUCCAGAGGAAUAUACAGGCCGCAGGAACUUAGAAAGUGUGGAGGCUUUGUAUGAGAAUCCUCUCAAUCCUCGACAAGUGCUAAUAGGCUAUAGCCGAGGACUAAUGGUUCUGUGGGACCUGGAUCGUCGAUGUUCCAUUCAACAUUUCCUAGGCACCCAGCAGCUGGAAAGUGUUUGGUGGACAGAGGAUGGAGGAAACAUUCUUAGUUCCCAUAGUGAUGGUAGCUACUGCCACUGGUCAGUGACUGGUGAGGAUCCACAGGCUGAACCAGAAAAACAGGAGACCCCAUAUGGUUCCUUUCCAUGCAAGGCCAUUUCCAAAAUUCUACAGCUAUCAACAAGGAAAGGGCCCCCGUUCCUCAUCUUUAGUGGUGGCAUGCCAAGGGCCAGCUACGGAGACCGCCACUGCAUCUCUGUCAUCCACAGCAAGACCCAUGUAGCUCUGGACUUCACCUCUCGCAUCAUUGACUUUUUUGUUAUAAGAGAGGGAGAGCAGCAUAGAGGGGACCCAACUGCUUUGGUAGUGUUGGUGGAGGAAGAGUUGGUAGUAGUGGAUCUGCAGAGUGAGGGCUGGCCUGUAUUUCAAACCCCAUACCUGGUCCCCUUACAUUGCUCAGCCAUCACCUGCUCACACCACGUCUCCUCAAUCCCACUCAAACUGUGGGAGAGGGUGCAUGCUGCUGGCAAACUGCAAAACACCCACUACUCAAAAAAGCCCUGGCCAAUAAAUGGAGGACAAAACCUUGCCCCAGACCCCCCGCAGAGAGACCUUUUACUGACUGGGCAUGAGGAUGGAACGGUGCGUUUCUGGGAUGCCUCUGGGGUUUGUCUUUACCCCCUGUACAAGCUAAGCACAGCUGUGGUUUUCCAAACUGAUGCCGACCCCAAUGACAACAUGAACCAGGGCACGGAGGGCGAGUGGCCACCUUUCCGCAAGGUGGGCUGCUUUGACCCAUACAGUGAUGACCCUCGACUUGGAAUUCAGAAGAUUCAUCUUUGUAAAUAUAGUGGUUACCUGACUGUGGCAGGAACUGCAGGACAAAUCCUGGUUCUGGAGAUGAAUGAUGAAGCAGCUGAGCAGACAGUAGAGGCCACAGUAGUGGAUCUGCUGCAGGGGCAGGAAGGUUUCCGCUGGAAGGGUCAGGCACGGCUGGAUCUCCGGGAUGAACCAGUCAACUUUCCUCCAGGCUUCCAGCCUUUCGCCCUGGUGCAGUGUCAACCCCCUGCUGUGGUCACAGCAAUCGCCCUGCAUUCAGAGUGGAAGCUGGUGGCUUUUGGAACCAGUCACGGCUUUGGUGUUUUUGAUUACCAACAGAAGAACAAUAUUUUAAUCAAGUGUACUCUAAACCCAAGUGACCAGGUAGCCCUGGAAGGGCCACUGUCUCGAGUGAAGUCCAUUAAGAAGUCUCUACGCCAGUCCUUCCGCCGAAUCCGCCGCAGUCGGGUGUCCAUGCACAAACACCACACCAACAAUGCAGCUAAGGUUCAGGAACUAAAUGCACGACUAGAAGCAGAGGCCCUGCAUGAAAUGGAACUGGCACCGGUGCAGAGAAAGAUUGAAGCUCGCUCCGCUGACGAUUCUUUUACUGGUCUUGUCAGAACUCUCUACUUUGCUGACACAUUCCUAAGUGACAGUACUCACUGCACACCCUCCCUAUGGGCAGGGACCAAUGGUGGAGCUGUCUUUGCUUAUAUGCUGCGCCUUCCCCCUGUGGAAAGGAGAAUGGAUGAUCCAUUAACUGCUCAUGCAGCUAAAGAAAUUCAACUCAUGCAUCGUGCUCCAGUUGUGGGCUUGUUGGUUUUGGAUGGGAGAGGUGCACCUUUACCGGAGCCACUGGAAGUGGCACAUGAUCUUUCUCGCAGCCCUGAUACACAGUCUUCCCACCAACUGCUCGUCAUUUCAGAAGAGCAGUUAAAGCUAUUUGCAUUGCCUAAAGUGAGCAGUAGGGCAAAACUUAAACUGACAGCAGUUGACGGUUCCCGAGUACGGCGAGUUGGCGUGGCCUGGUUUGGAAGCAGUCGAGUUGAGGAGUAUGGUGAGAGUGGCUUGGUGAUGUUGACAAAUCAAGGCGAGCUACAUGUCCUCGCUCUGCCAUCAAUCAAAAUGCAGGUGCGCUACCCCUGUAUCCGAAAAGAGGAUGUCAGCGGGAUUGCAUCCUGUGUCUUUACCAAGUAUGGACAGGGACUUUACCUGAUUUCUCCAUCUGAGUUUGAGCGCUUCUCACUUUCUGCAAAAUGGGCGGUGGAGCCGCGAUGUUUGGUGGAGCAUCCAUCACAGACAAGGCUCACAUCCCAUUCAAGUCAAUAUCACAGAGAUGAGCCUGAUGGUGCAGCCACAGAACACAUGAAUUUUAAAAAGAACAGUGAAAACUCUGAGAAGUGUCCUAAACAAGUAAUGGAGCAUGCUUUGCUGAAUGAUGAGAAUGUUCUUCAGGAGAUCCAGAAGUCACUUGAAGGAGAACAGACGGCGUUUUUAGAAAACAGUCUAAAGACCAAGCCAACACCAGGCAAGAUGCUGUGAAAUACAGAUGAGUGUCAUAAUCCCUGUGCCUGAAACAUCUACUACGGCCUUGCUGAAGACCUAAACACUACUGCUAGUAUCACUACUGAACCAUGUGUACCCCUGAAGUAAAUACCUUUUCCAGUCAAAGGGUGACAGUGCUAGAACCGCUUGUGCCUGCCAAGACCAACCACUGUAUCUUCACUAAAUUACAUAGCAGCCUCCAACCAACCCAGGCCGAGCCUCCUGCUUUCAGCAUGUUACCUGCCUUCCUGUGAGGCUGUAGCUUUGCCACCUCACUGCUCAAAGCCAAGAAGCUAAAGCAUGGUGGCAGGGGUGUUUCUCAUAUUUUUGUCUUUUAUUUUUUACAUGUGUGAUUGAUUUUGUGUCUGAUUGAAGAUCUUGAAUGCUAAGCAAUUGUUGUGUGUUGCACAGGGGAAGAGAUACCACCUGUUAUUAGACAUUACUGGUUCUAUGAUGACUAGGUUGGCCUAAGAUUUAUGGUAAAGUAAAGUCUAGUGCUGAUAAACCACAUGUAUAUCAGAUACCAAGAACGUUAAAGGAAGCAGUAACACCUUUUCCAUCCGUCCAGGCAAAAAAGAGAAUAGUGUGCAGUAAUGUUAUGUACUUUUCCACUACUGUGUAGCACACAUGCUGUCAUUUCUAGGGGAUGCAACUUUUUAUGGGGCUUGGUUUUUAAUCUUUUUAAUGUGCUUUUUUAAUGCCAGUUAUGCAUAUUGUAAUUUAGGAAUGUAAUUUUAAAAUAUUGUAGUGAAAUGUUUAAUAUAUAUGUAUAUGAUAACCUGUACCUGUUUUAAUGGCGGACUGUAUUUUCUAAUCAAAAAAAUAUUUUGGUACUGGCUCGUAAAAUGCUUUCUGCAUUUUAGGGGAUUUAGAGUAUAUUUUUGUAGUUAAUUGAUCAUGUACAAGAACACUAUCAUUUGUGAUUUGACACUACAAUUAAGUCUGCUAAGUAAAUUCUCUGCUUACCAACAGUCUGUCAGUUAUUUCUUUCUAUUUACAGGAUAAAAGAUUUAAAAUGUCAUUUAUUUAUUUGUUCUGAAAUCUACACUGCAGCUUUAAAAGCGAAAUACCACAGAAGGAUCAUUGCUGAGCAUUAGAAAACUUGAUGGAAGUCAGGAAGCAAAUACCAAAAUUGUGACAUAAAUACUAGGACAUUGCUUUGAUAAGUAAUGUGUUCUCAUUAAUGACAUUAUGGCUUUAGAGUCGACCCGAAUGUUGUUAUAUUGCCUUUAUAAAUUACAAACCCCAUUUUCCAGAAAAGUUUUGUAAAAUGCAAUAAAAAGAAGAAUCUGUAA